Molecule: messenger RNA, 1533 nt
Organism: Dioscorea cayenensis subsp. rotundata (Guinea yam)
Lineage: Eukaryota; Viridiplantae; Streptophyta; Magnoliopsida; Dioscoreales; Dioscoreaceae
Exons: 2
Coding region: 1-1533 (510 amino acids)
Source: RefSeq, a predicted model, not a curated record
AUGCUCAAAAAGGCCAAAAGAAAAGAAAAGGAUGUUUUUGGUGAUGUCAAUCUUUUUGGUGAAUCAAUUCAUGAAUUUGAAGGUGAUGAUGUUGAAGAUGUUUCCGAUCAAGUUAGCAAAAGAAUUCCUUGUGUGGGUGCAAAUUCUAAAGGGAAAAGAAAGGCCUCUUGUAGUAUUGAAUCAUAUUUCAAGAAUGGAAUUGCGGAUCCUACCCAACCUAGCAUAAAGGCUUCCUUGCAAAGUAAGGAGAAAUGGCAUGAUACGGAUAUGUCCAUUGCUAUGUGGUUUUAUCAUGCUUGUAUUCCAUUGAAUGCCAUUAAUUCUCCAUUUUUCCAAGUUGCAAUUAGCAAGAUAGCAAGUAUGGGCCAUGGAUAUAUUAGUCCUAGUUAUCAUGCACUAAGGGUUAAUUUAUUAAGAGAUUGCAAGCAACAAGUGAAGCUAAUUAUUGAUACUUUUCAAAGAACUUGGGCUGAAACAGGAUGCACUAUCAUGGGUGAUGGAUGGACAGAUAAUAGACAAAGAUCUUUGAUCAAUUUCUUGGUGUACUCUCCUAAGGGGAUUUCAUUUAUUAAGUCAGUUGAUGCUUCAAGCUUUAUUACAAAUGCCGAGACAUUAUGCAAUCUUUUUUCUGAUAUUAUUGAAAUGGUUGGGCCUAAAAAUGUUGUUCAUAUGGUGACAGAUAAUGGAGCAAAUUAUAAGGCUGCUGGAAGGAAAAUUAGAGAGAAAUAUGUUGACAUUUAUUGGUCUCCAUGUGCUGCUCAUUCAAUAAAUUUGAUAAUGAAAGACAUUGCCGAAAUGCCAACAGUUCAUAGUUUGGCAAUUCUUGCUUCAAAGAUAACGGUAUUUGUCUAUAAUCAUAAGUGGGUUUUGAAUUGGUUGAGAACGCAACCAAAAUGGACAAAAAUUAUCCAUCCUGGAGCUACUCGGUUUGCUACUACUUUUAUUGCAUUGAAGAGCUUGCAUGACCACAAAGAUUACUUACAAUCUUUGGUCGUAUCUUCUGACUUUAAAAAGCUUCUCAAUGUUCCAAAAGGGAGAGAAGUUAAGCAAAUUGUUUUGGAUGAAAAUUUUUGGAGAAAUUGCUUGAUAAUGGUGAAGAUAAUGGGUCCUCUAAUUCGUUUAUUACGGAUUUGUGAUUCUGAUGAAAAACCGGCAAUGGGUUAUGUGUAUGACGGCAUAUAUAGGGCCCGGAAAGGCAUCAAGGAAUUAUUUAAAGGAAAAAAACACUUGUACAAGCCCUACACUUCCAUUAUCAAAGAACGGUGGCAUAGAACUCUACGAACGGGUAUUCAUGUCUUGGCAUAUUGGUUGAAUCCGGCAUUUCAAUUUCAUGAGCACAACUUGUGCCAAAAAUUAGAAGUUCAACGGGGCAUACUUGAUGUGAUUGAGCAACAAACAUUGUUUAAAGCAAGUGACUUAAUGGAAGAGAUGAAAAUAUUUAGGGAAAGGCAAAAAACUUUUACUCGACCACUUGCUUUAAGCACUAGCAAGACUACAACUCCCGAUGAAUGGUGGAAAUUCUUUUGGUUGUGA